Molecule: messenger RNA, 2291 nt
Organism: Chinchilla lanigera (long-tailed chinchilla)
Lineage: Eukaryota; Metazoa; Chordata; Mammalia; Rodentia; Chinchillidae
Gene: Det1
Product: de-etiolated homolog 1 (Arabidopsis)
Exons: 5
Coding region: 143-1843 (566 amino acids)
Biological process (GO): protein ubiquitination; positive regulation of proteasomal ubiquitin-dependent protein catabolic process
Cellular component (GO): cullin-RING ubiquitin ligase complex; nucleus
Molecular function (GO): ubiquitin protein ligase binding; ubiquitin-like ligase-substrate adaptor activity
Source: RefSeq, a predicted model, not a curated record
CAUCGCAAGGAAUUGAGGGAUAGGUGCACCUUCUCCCAUGGGGAACUAGAUACCUAGGAAGAUGAGAGAACAGUGAGUUAGUGGCCCAAUUCAGCCAGGCUUUCUUACUUCUUCCAUUCCACAGGGGACUGAGACGCCUACUAUGUGGCAGCUCCAGUGCUGGGAUCUGAGAAUACUGAGAAAUGUGAUAAUGGAUCAUCAUGUUUCUACCAUCAAACCUCGAAGAAUCCAAAACCAGAAUGUCAUUCACCGGUUGGAACGCCGGCGGAUCAGUUCAGGCAAGGCAGGUACCCACUGGCACCAGGUCCGAGUGUUUCACCAGAAUGUCUUCCCCAACUUCACAGUUGUCAACGUUGAAAAGCCACCUUGUUUCUUACGCAAAUUCUCACCUGAUGGGCGCUACUUUAUUGCUUUCUCUUCUGACCAGACUUCCCUCGAAAUCUAUGAGUACCAGGGUUGCCAGGCAGCAGAAGACUUACUACAGGGAUAUGAGGGGGAGAUCCUGUCUAAUGGCAAUGACCAACGGUCAGUCAACAUCCGGGGCCGGCUCUUUGAACGCUUUUUUGUCUUGCUUCACAUUACCAAUGUUGCAGCCAAUGGUGAGCACCUGAACCGGGAGUGUAGCCUCUUCACCGAUGACUGCCGCUGUGUCAUUGUGGGCUCUGCAGCCUACCUCCCGGAUGAGCCUCACCCUCCUUUCUAUGAAGUGUAUCGAAACAGUGAAUCAGUGACCCCAAACCCACGGUCCCCUCUAGAGGACUAUUCCCUGCAUAUCAUUGACCUUCACACUGGACGCUUGUGUGAUACACGCACAUUUAAAUGUGAUAAAGUGGUCCUGUCACACAACCAAGGGCUGUACUUGUAUAAAAACAUCCUGGCCAUCCUGUCUGUGCAGCAGCAGACCAUCCAUGUCUUCCAGGUGACCCCUGAAGGCACUUUCAUUGACGUGCGGACCAUUGGCCGCUUCUGCUAUGAGGAUGACCUGCUCACUGUGUCGGCUGUCUUCCCCGAGGUACAGCGGGACAGUCAGACAGGCAUGGCCAACCCCUUCAGAGAUCCGUUCAUUAACUCCCUGAAACACCGGCUGCUGGUUUAUCUAUGGCGCCGGGCAGAACAGGAUGGCAGCGCAAUGGCCAAGAGGCGUUUCUUCCAGUACUUUGACCAGCUGCGGCAGCUGCGCAUGUGGAAAAUGCAGCUUCUGGAUGAAAACCAUCUGUUUAUCAAGUAUACAAGUGAGGAUGUGGUGACACUGCGGGUCACAGAUCCGUCUCAGGCAUCUUUCUUUGUGGUGUACAAUAUGGUGACAACUGAGGUGAUUGCUGUGUUUGAGAAUACGUCAGAUGAGCUUUUGGAGCUGUUUGAGAACUUCUGUGAUCUAUUCCGCAACGCUACGCUGCACAGUGAGGUCCAGUUUCCUUGCUCAGCCUCGAGCAACAAUUUUGCAAGGCAGAUCCAACGCCGGUUCAAAGACACGAUUAUAAAUGCCAAGUAUGGCGGGCACACAGAGGCGGUACGCCGGCUGCUGGGUCAGCUCCCCAUCAGUGCCCAGUCUUACAGUGGCAGCCCCUACCUGGACUUGUCCCUCUUCAGCUACGAUGACAAGUGGGUGUCAGUCAUGGAGCGACCCAAGACCUGUGGAGACCACCCUAUCAGGUUCUAUGCCCGCGACUCUGGGCUGCUCAAGUUUGAGAUCCAGGCUGGCUUACUGGGCCGCCCCAUCAACCACACAGUGCGUCGCCUCGUUGCCUUCACCUUUCAUCCUUUUGAGCCUUUUGCCAUUUCCGUACAGAGGACUAACGCGGAGUAUGUUGUCAACUUCCACAUGCGACACUGCUGCACGUAGGUGCCUCAUCACAGCCAGGCUGUCUGACCUUGCACGACUUUGCCGGCUUCUUUUCUCAGUGGACUCUGGGGCAGAUGUACCUCCUGCCCCCUCUGUGGGUUCCAGGCUGGCCUACCAGAGAGAGGAGCGAGUGGCUUGACCUAAUGAGACUUCUGUUGUAAACAGUACUACUGCCGGUCAAUAUAAGGUCCUCUUGUCUUUUCCCUGUGGGAAUGCUCAGCAUUAAUUAAAUCCACUUAAUUUGUGUUUAGCAUUGUAUUGCUGUGGAGAUAAAAGCAUUACACCUUUGCCUCCUUCAUCUCACUUCCUUGGCAUUAUGGUUUGCGGCCAGAAGCAGGUAAAUCUCAUUUACACACGAGAGCUGUGUAUGUCCUCACCUUUUACCUAGUAAGCAGGGCUGUCUUUAUAAGAAAUAAUUAAAGCCUUGGUAUUUUCUUACUUAAAUAUA